Messenger RNA from Oreochromis niloticus (Nile tilapia), 1480 nucleotides. It is a transcript of the gene ufd1l, whose product is annotated as ubiquitin recognition factor in ER associated degradation 1. The record is from RefSeq and is a predicted model, not a curated record. Gene Ontology annotation, molecular function: polyubiquitin modification-dependent protein binding. The transcript is spliced from 12 exons. Lineage: Eukaryota; Metazoa; Chordata; Actinopteri; Cichliformes; Cichlidae. The coding region runs from base 150 to 1082 and encodes 310 amino acids. Gene Ontology annotation, cellular component: VCP-NPL4-UFD1 AAA ATPase complex. Gene Ontology annotation, biological process: ubiquitin-dependent protein catabolic process; ERAD pathway.
GUAGACACCUUUCGCGCAUGCGGGGUACCGAUCGGGUUUCCGGUACGGAUCGGGUAGUAUGCAUUGUCAUUAAAUUAGAAAACUGAAACAAAAUCUGAAACAAACAUCAUUAAGCGGGCGUUUAGCAGCGAGGAACAGAAACAGUCAACAUGUUUUCCUUCCAUGUGUUCGAGCACCAGCUGGCCCGGGGCUUUCAGAACCGUUUCUCCACUCAGUAUCGUUGCUAUUCGGUGUCCAUGCUGGCUGGACCCAACGACCGCUCCGAUGUUGAGAAAGGAGGCAAAAUAAUAAUGCCACCUUCAGCUCUCGACCAGCUCAGCAGGCUUAACAUUACCUAUCCAAUGCUGUUCAAGCUGACCAACAAGAACUCAGACAGAAUGACACACUGUGGUGUCCUGGAGUUUGUGGCAGACGAGGGAAUCUGUUACCUACCUCACUGGAUGAUGCAGAAUCUCCUGUUAGAGGAAGGCGGUCUCGUUCAGGUGGAAAGUGUCAACCUCAUGGUGGCCACUUACUCAAAGUUCCAGCCUCAGAGCCCCGACUUCCUGGACAUUACAAACCCCAAAGCAGUACUGGAGAACGCACUGAGAAACUUUGCAUGCUUGACAACUGGUGACGUCAUAGCCAUUAACUACAACGAAAAGAUAUAUGAGCUGCGAGUAAUGGAGACCAAACCAGAUAAAGCAGUAUCCAUCAUCGAGUGUGAUAUGAAUGUGGAUUUUGAUGCUCCUUUGGGUUACAAAGAGCCUGAACGACGGCCUAAUCACCAGGAUGAACCAACAGAGGAAGAAACAGAUCCCAGCAGUUAUGCUGACAUGGACACAGGCUUCAGAGCUUUCACCGGUUCUGGUAAUCGUUUGGAUGGUAAAACUAAAGGAAUUGAACCCAGCCCUGCUCCCAUCGCCCCAAGUGACAUUAAAAGAGGGAUUCCCAACUAUGACUUCAAAAUUGGCAGGAUCACCUUCAUUCGAAACUCCAGGCCUCAGCCCAAGAAAAUUGUGGAUGAUGAUGAUGCCAUGAACAGAUUCAUCGCCUUCUCUGGACAAGGGCAGUCACUACGCAAGAAGGGCCGAAAGCCUUGAAGAGAUACAAACGGGGAGUCUGACUUAUGUGCACAGACCUAUCUUAUUCUUUUCACCUUCAGCAGGUGUAUUAAAGUAUUGGUUUUCAGAUGCGUUGGGUUUUGCCCCUGUCCCUUUUGAAAUGGAGGUUUUGCAGUUGAUUAUAGCAUGUAAUUAAAAGUCUGACAGUAAUAUUUUGCUCAAAAGAAUCUGAGCAGCCUAAAAUGUCAGCUCUAAUUUGGUAUUCACAAAUUCAGAGUGACUGAUUUUCAGGAAAUGUCUCUUCAAGAACAUGAAAAAAUGACAGCAACUAUUGUUCUUAUAUCAGAUUGAAUGAUCUCCGACUCUGCGCAGACCCAUCUUUUCCAUAAUUCUUUUUUUAUUUUUACAAUCCACUUUAAAUAUGCUGUUAUCCACAA